Messenger RNA from Aedes aegypti (yellow fever mosquito), 1551 nucleotides. RefSeq names its product tyrosine--tRNA ligase, mitochondrial (gene TyrRS-m). The transcript is spliced from 3 exons. Gene Ontology annotation, molecular function: tyrosine-tRNA ligase activity; RNA binding; ATP binding. Bases 117 to 1508 code for a protein of 463 amino acids. Lineage: Eukaryota; Metazoa; Arthropoda; Insecta; Diptera; Culicidae. Gene Ontology annotation, biological process: tyrosyl-tRNA aminoacylation. Gene Ontology annotation, cellular component: mitochondrion; cytosol. The record is from RefSeq and is a predicted model, not a curated record.
CCAAACAAACCGCUGUCAGUCACAAAGCAGAAGUUGAGUAACCGCGAUCCGCUGUUCGCGUGCGUGAUUGAAAUUGUGGAAUUGUGACGAUAAAAUUGGGUGAAAAGCUUUUCGAAAUGAUCCUGCGAAGGGUGGGCGUUUGUCUGGUGCGACCGGCCGUGGUGCAGCUGAGGCGGACUUACACCGAGGGGAACAUUCUCAAGUUGCAGGAUCGGGGUUUCUUUCAGGACGUUUUCCCCGCAGAAGCGAUUGACAAAGCGCGCAGUAUGCUCGGAGCAUCUCCACAAACCAUCUACGCCGGGUUUGAUCCCACGGCGGACAGCCUGCACGUGGGCAACCUCCUAGUCAUCAUCGGCCUGCUACAUGCUCAACGGGCCGGUCAUCAACCGAUCGCCCUCCUGGGCGGUGCCACCGGACAGAUCGGUGAUCCCAGUGGUCGAAAAACUGAACGGCAAGCCAUGCUGCUCGAUAUGGUCAACCACAACCUGGCGUGCAUCGGAUCGCAAAUGGACACCAUCUUCCAGAACCAUCGGAAGUUUCUGUGGGAAAAGCGAGGCCACAGCGGAGCCCUGAAACCCGUCCUGGUGGUCAACAAUGCCGACUGGUACCGGGAGCUGAACUUUGUGCAGUUCAUCUCCAGCGUGGGACGGCACUUCCGAAUGGGGUCGAUGCUUUCGCGGGCGUCGGUUCAGAGCCGGCUGCAGAGCGAGGGUGGAAUGAGUUUCACUGAGUUCACGUACCAGAUAUUCCAGGCGUAUGACUGGUUGCAUUUGUUAAAGGCGCACAACUGUCGGUUUCAGCUCGGCGGAAGCGAUCAGAUGGGAAACAUUAUGUCCGGACACGAAUUGAUCUCGAGGGUUGACCGGAAGGACGUUUACGGAUUAACGUUACCGCUGAUUACGAACGAGGAAGGUGACAAAUUCGGGAAAUCCGCGGGCAAUGCAGUUUGGUUGAGUGGAGAUAAGACUUCGCCGUAUGCGUUGUACCAGUUCUUCGUGCGGACACCGGAUUCGGAGGUUGAAAAAUUGUUGAAGUUGUUGACGUUCUUACCGCUGGAUGAAAUCCGGAGUGUGAUGGCGAGACACCAGCGAACACCGGAACUCUGGGAAGCGCAGAAGAAACUGGCACAGGAGUUGACACUGUUGGUUCAUGGGGAGGAGGGUCUGAAGAAGGCAGAAGACAUAACGGCGGCCUUGUACAGUGGGAACGUUGAGGCAUUGGGUGAGCUGGAAGUGAAGGACAUUAAGCAGACUUUCGGGGGAGCACCGGUGGUCGAUAUUUUGCCGGAACCGGGCAUGACCGUUCUGCAGGUGGCGAUGAAGGCUAAAUGCUUCCCAACUGAGAAGGACGCGAUUCGGAUUAUCGGUGCCGGUGGUUUCACUAUCAACCUUAACAAGGCGAAGAAUCCCGCUGAGGUGCUGGCGCCAGGUGUUCAUAUUCUUAAAAACGGCAUUUCGCUGCUCCGAGUAGGUAAGCGCAACUAUUACAUUGUUAAGUGGUUAAUUUAAACACUAGUUGGCAAUUAAAAAUUAAGAAGAGACAGUUGAUCAA